UAUAUUUUAGUGAAGCCCGAGCACUGCUUUAGUACGUGCUGCGUUGCUUCCAUUUACUCCAUUAAUGGGUUGUUUGCAUUCCAAAGUAAGGGAAUUUCCGGCAGAAGACCCAUUUGCUCUAGCAUCAGAGACAGCCUUCAGUGUUAAUGAUGUUGAAGCAUUAUAUGAGCUUUUUAAGAGCAUCAGUAGGUCCGUCGUUGAUGAUGGACUAAUAAGUAAGGAAGAAUUUCAAUUGGCCAUUUUCGAUAAUAAGAAAAAGGAUAAUCUUUUUACAAGUCGGAUCUUUGAUUUAUUUGAUGUUAAGAAAAAGGGAAUGAUUGACUUUGGUGACUUCGUUAGAGCGCUCAAUGUCUUCCACCCAUCUGUACCUAUAGAAGUCAAGAUAGAUUUUUCAUUUAGGCUCUACGACUUAGACAAUACGGGAUUUAUAGAGCGUCAAGAGGUCGAGCAAAUGCUAAAUGCACUUCUUUGUGAAGCUGAAAUUAAGUUGUCAUAUGAAAUGAUAGAAACAAUUAUUAACAAGACUUUCUUGGAUGCCGACCUUAAUCAAGAUGGAAAAAUAGACAAGUCUGAGUGGCUAAACUUUGUUUGUGAAAAUCCUUCAUUAUUAAAAGUCAUGACCCUGCCAUACCUAAGGGACAUAACAACUACUUUUCCAAGUUUUGUAUUUCACUCAAAGGCGGAGGAUGAAAUUGCCGAUUAA
Molecule: messenger RNA, 703 nt
Organism: Glycine soja
Lineage: Eukaryota; Viridiplantae; Streptophyta; Magnoliopsida; Fabales; Fabaceae
Product: calcineurin B-like protein 1
Exons: 8
Coding region: 65-703 (212 amino acids)
Biological process (GO): calcium-mediated signaling
Molecular function (GO): calcium ion binding; kinase binding
Source: RefSeq, a predicted model, not a curated record